Messenger RNA from Neolamprologus brichardi, 435 nucleotides. The record is from RefSeq and is a predicted model, not a curated record. NCBI's taxonomy places the organism in Eukaryota, Metazoa, Chordata, Actinopteri, Cichliformes, Cichlidae.
GGAAACAUUUGGGAGCAGAUCUUCCAGAUUUCCUUCAUACUGGAAAUGAUCAACACAGUGCCAUUUAUAAUCACAAUUUUCUGGCAUCGAUUAAGAGACAUAUUCGUCCCUGUGUUUCUUAACUGCUGGCUAGCCAAAGGUGCUCUGGAGAAUAUGAUUAAUGAUUUCCAUCGUGCCAUUCAAAGGACCCACUCUGCCAUGUUUAACCAGGUGUUCAUCCUCAUCUGCACCUUACUGUGUCUGGUUUUCACCGGGGCUUGUGGGAUCCAGCAUCUAGAGAGAGCUGGGAAGAACUUGACCUUAUUUGACUCGUUCUAUUUCUGCAUCGUUACUUUCUCCACCGUGGGCUACGGGGACGUCACGCCACAAAUCUGGCCCUCCCAGCUGCUGGUGGUCAUUCUCAUCUGUGUUGCCCUGGUGGUGCUGCCGCUACAG